UCCAAGAUGGCGGCCGGUAGGCCUCCUUCAGCUCACUCUCACUCACAAACCACCCAUAGAAGAAAGGUUUCUGUGUCGUUUGUGAUCCGAGAUGAAGAGGAAAAACGCCAUAGAUCUGGUGUUAACGCCUUGCAGUACGACUGCAACACGACAAGGCUUUAUUCAGCCGGUAGAGACUCCAUCAUUAGAUGUUGGAAUGUCAAACAUGAGCGAAUCAAGGACCCCUAUAUUGCCUCACUGGAGCACCAUACAGACUGGGUGAAUGACAUUGUAUUGUGCCGYAAUGGAAAAACAAUUUUGUCAGCAUCAUCGGAUACAACAGUAAAAGUAUGGGAUGCMAGCAGAGGAUUCUGUAUGUCGACACUGAGGACUCAUAAGGAUUAUGUCAAAGCCCUUGCAUAUGCUAGUGAUAAGGAACAAGUGGCAUCUGGUGGGCUUGAUAAACAAAUAUUCUUAUGGGAUGUUAAUACUUUAACAGCAUUAACGGCUACAAAUAAUACUGUUACAACAUCAUCUCUGAGUGGACAAAAGGAUUCCAUAUAUAGUUUAGCCAUGAAUCGUUCAGGAACUGUGCUCAUAUCUGGCUCUACAGAAAAGGUAUUAAGAGUAUGGGAUCCUCGUACCUGUGGUAAAGUAAUGAAACUAAAAGGCCAUAUGGAUAAUGUUAAGGCUAUUACUAUUGACGCAGAUGGCACGCAUUGUUUAUCUGGGAGUUCAGAUGGUUCAAUACGCUUGUGGUCUCUUGGCCAGCARCGUUGCAUAGCAACCUAUCAUAUACACGAAGAAGGUGUGUGGGCAUUGUAUGCCAAUCAUAGUUUUACAGAAUUCUUCUCUUCUGGUCGAGACAAACAUGUUUUCUGGACAGACAUGACCAAGGAUGAUAGCUCUGUUCUGCUGUUUGUAGAAGAGGCACCUGUCUUAAAGCUUGAGUAUUGUCCUGAUCCAAUGUGCCUGUGGACAGCAACAACAAAUUCAAAUAUUAACUGUUGGCCUAUCACUCUAUCAAGUUUACAAAAUGAUACGUCAAUGAAUAUGGAAACSAAUGAGACUGAACCAACCCCAGUAUGUACUGUAAAAAGAAUGGUUAUCAAAGGUGCAUCAAGCAUCAAGAAAUUCAAUAUACUGAAAGACCGUCGGCAUGUACUCACUAAGGAUACUGAUGACCAUGUUGCAUUGUGGGAUGUAUUGAAGGCACGAAAGGUAGAAGAUCUUGGUUGCAUAGAUUUUGAUGAAGAACUCAAGAGACGAGAGCAAAGGAUUUAUGUACCAAACUGGUUUAGUCUUGAUAUUAAAACAGGAUCAAUUAUGGGGUGUUAUUGCUUCAAGCCCUGCUAGAACACUGGCCAGAGACACAUUCUGUCACUACUGAAGAUACGGAACAGGGUCGUGCUAAUACCCCAGAGGAUGGUAGAGAUGCUAGUGCCAGUGACAUUAAUAUUAAUGUGGAGCCUAAAGUAAUAGUUGGCAAUGGUUUUUAUAGUAUACCUGAUCAUACACCACUCAUAUUCAGUGAAAGUAGUGGAACAGGAAGGACUUUAUUUAGACUGCUUGCUAUUGAUGCYUCUGGUGAAAAUGAAGGCUAUCUUCUGUCAGAAACUGUUCCUUCGUGGGUCGUGGAUGUAACCAUAAAGAGACAGACACCUAAAUUCCCAAAAAUAGCAUUCUUUUUACAGCCACACACAACAAGUUCAUCUAAAUCACUGAAAAGAGAUCGUCUGUCAGCCAGUGAUAUGUUACAUGUCCGUAAAGUCGUAGAACAUGUGUACGAGAAGGUUAUAGGGUGGGAUAAUACCUCACAUACCAGCAGUACACCCAGUACCCCAACAGGUGGACAGAUCCCACCCACUUACGACAAUGAAGAGGACCGUUCAUCUAUAGCUGAGUCAAGAGUAGAACUUCUCUGUCAAGAUCAGGUCUUGGAUCCUGGUAUGGAUCUACGAACAGUCAAACACUUUAUAUGGAAAGGAGGAGGAGAUCUUGUUCUACAGUACCGCCUUCUAAAACAAUAAACCAUUAGUGUGUAUAUAUUAAGUAUUCUGUUGAGUUAGAAUAACUUACUGAUGAACUCCUGAGAGGAGGUAGUAAUUCUAUGUAAAGGGGUAAGGGUGCUUGUCCUAAUUUUUAGGGCACAAAACCCAUUAAUAUGUACCUUUUGGGGUACUGACACCCAAAAAUUAAUUAUGGUAUUGCAAUAUUGCUACUGUUGAGUACUAUGCAGAAUUAUUUCCUGCAAUAACAAGAGGUCAUGUCCAAACAUGUCCAAACAUUUCAAUAAGCACCUUUGCUUUCAUAGGAUGUCCCUUCCCAGAGAAGAUCUGCUAAUUAUUUUGGUACAAACAUAAAUGAGUUGAACAUAUUCAUAAUACUGGAAAAUAACAAGGGAAUGGUAACGAUGAACACAGAAAUGAGGCUGGUUGUCCAUGUAAGAUUAAGAAGACCCUUUGUGCUCACUUCCCAUCUGGAGGUCACUUGGUAAUUCCCAAGUGAUGGCUAUGAAUUGGUUCAUAUUUUAAAAAGACCAACCAGUCUCUUUCUAAUGUUUACGUUGACCAAUUAUUGUCCUGCUUGUCUUYCAAAUGUGAAUAUGGAGUAUACAGUAAUUAAGACAUUUUGAUGUCAUCAAAUAUAAUAAUUUUUUCUAGAAGGUAUUUAUUUAAAUACACUUGAACAUUAUACAUUCUUUUAAAUUUUUUGUAACCAACCCUUCAUGCUACUACUAUGAAGAUAAUAUCAUGGCCACCAUGUUGGUUGAAUUACCGCCAUUUGCAUUGCUACRUGGCCACCCCAGACAAAAAUCGCAACGUGCACUUUGCAAUAGACUGCCGUCAAUCAAACACRUUGAUSUCAUUUACACGCGUGUGUGAUUCAAAAGGCACCWAAACUUGUCGAUUGCUUACAAGUAUUAUGAGCCACACUCACCGGGCCUAUCCRGGCCGAUCCGAAUGCGUGUAAAUGAYGUCAACGUGUUUGAUUGACGGCAGUCUAUUGCAAAGUGCACGUUGCGAUUUUUGUCUGGGGGGGCCGCGUAGCAAUGCAAAUGGCGGUAACCUAUAAUUUCUCCUUUUUAUGCCAACCAACAUGGCAGUCAAUUCUAUAGUAAUUUACAUUUGCAAUAAUUUAAUUAAUUUACAUAAGCAACUUACCUUUAUUCAAAUGUGGAAUAUAUUCCUUUUAACAGAGACCACUUUAGAAUGGGUGCAAUUUUUCCCUAUUUCAGACCAUGUGUCAUUCCCUAGAGUAUUAUUUCUKCGUUUAACAGUUGCACUUGAGUUUACACAUGAAUACAACUCAUGGGAAAAAAGAUUUUUUAAGAGAAUGACACAUGAAAGGGAAAAACAUUCUGCCCAAGUCAAAAAGGUCCAAUGAGUUUAUUUCCUGUAAGUUCUCUUCCGAAAUUAACUUCCAGUACAAUUCAAAAAAAGUUUAUUCAUUCAUUUUGUGGUUCAAAAACUACUGUUUACUAAUAGUUUUCAACUACUGGCCUAUUUCACAAAUGUAUAAACAUAAUAUCUCCACACUAGACCUCUGACGUUCUUACUGCACAUGCUUACUGCAAAUGCUCAAUGACAUACYUGAGAGCAUGCACAGUAAUAAGUGUCCAUAUUGCAAGAUAACCAUUGGCUGUGCACGCGCUUCAUUAUAUCAAGCAAGGUUAACACUAUUAGAUCUAAUGUUAAUCUCCCUGAAACACAUCCAAAGUGUUUAAACAAAGGAGCAAACAGUCUGGUAACUCAAAGCAAUGGCUUAAUAUCAUAUUAUAGAUAAUAUUAGCAAAAACUUUAAACCCACACAAAACACCUUUCUGCAAUUUUUUUUUUUUUUUCAUUACAUUUCACUCAACACCAAAACACUCAUGACAAAUACCUAUAUGACAUCUUAGACUCAAAAACAAUCACAUUCAAAACCAAAUAAAAAUUAAAAUAACACCUUAAACCAU
Actinia tenebrosa (Australian red waratah sea anemone) is the source of this 3937-nucleotide messenger RNA. RefSeq names its product WD repeat-containing protein 48. NCBI's taxonomy places the organism in Eukaryota, Metazoa, Cnidaria, Anthozoa, Actiniaria, Actiniidae. Gene Ontology annotation, biological process: double-strand break repair via homologous recombination. Gene Ontology annotation, molecular function: ubiquitin binding. The record is from RefSeq and is a predicted model, not a curated record.